Diaporthe batatas is the source of this 684-nucleotide messenger RNA. RefSeq lists its product as uncharacterized. NCBI's taxonomy places the organism in Eukaryota, Fungi, Ascomycota, Sordariomycetes, Diaporthales, Diaporthaceae. Bases 1 to 684 code for a protein of 227 amino acids. The record is from RefSeq and is a predicted model, not a curated record. The transcript has 3 exons.
AUGGGAGAUAAUACGCUGGGCUCUACAGACGGGGCGGCUCUUGCUGAGGCUGGUCCAAUCAACGCGGCUGGUUCCAAGGCUGUCCCAGCCCACUACCAGGAGCGAACCACAAAGACUGGCCAACAGAAUCUCGAGGUUUCCGUCCGAAUUCCUUCUUUCCCACAACACCACCCCCUCGAAGAUUUCUUCAAAGACUUCUUCAAACACUCCUGCGAAGACCUCCACGAAGCCACCUCCGCUCGUGGCGCAAUCUACCAGGUGGACCCGGCAAAGUCCACAAACAGGCUCUACAACCACGCCUGCAACGGCGGCGCCGCCAUGACGACGCUGGCUGACUUCCAGUCGGUCGAGUUCCCCCGGGCAGAGGGGUACCUGCCCCUGGUGGGCCUCCCAAUCGGCGCGGGCCCAGAGGGCGCACCAGGCCUCUCCCACAUGGGGCAAUUCGAAGACUGCGUCCUACAUACCAAGAGGCUGAUCGCCUGCCUGGGUGACGGGCCGGCGGCUUGCCUCUUGGCUUCCAAGAGCAAGUCGUUUGCUUGUCUCCACGAGGCGACGGGGGCGCGGUGCGACCCGCUUGGUUUCGACUGGCGGCAGGAGGCUCUAACUGGACGAGAGCGCGCUCGGAGCGCGGAGCCUUCUGAAUACGGAGACUCCGGUGAGAACGAGCAGCUCCAUCUGAGCUAG